Caretta caretta (loggerhead turtle) is the source of this 5942-nucleotide messenger RNA. It is a transcript of the gene TRIM66, whose product is annotated as tripartite motif containing 66. Gene Ontology annotation, cellular component: chromatin. The record is from RefSeq and is a predicted model, not a curated record. NCBI's taxonomy places the organism in Eukaryota, Metazoa, Chordata, Testudines, Cheloniidae. Gene Ontology annotation, molecular function: protein binding; zinc ion binding.
ACACACCAUGAAGAGAGUGAUUACCUAAGUGACGCGUGCUCCCCUGUGUGCAGGGGCCAUUUGCACCUGCAGAAGUGGGGUAUUCUGCUUCUGCAGCAUGCUUCUCUCUCUCUCUCCUACCCCACAGAAGCCCCUCUGCAAUGGCUCUAUAAAGGGUAUGGGUGAAGGGUUCCUGUGGAUUCUCCCCUGCCCAUACACAUGGGAGAAGGCAACAUCAAUUAAUACAGUCCAAACAUGUUUGAGCUGUUUCCCUCCUGUGAUGUGGAGCUCCUUUAUAGGAGAGCUCCAGAGACAGUCCCUGUAGAAAGCAUGUUUCCAGGGCCAAGCAGCAAAGUGGAAGCAAUGAACAGCAGUGUAGAUGUGUCCCUUGCCCUUUGAGGAUCUUUCAGGAUCUGUGGCCCAAUGGGAUGAAAUAUUCAAUUUAUUUCAGGGAGUAGGGGAGGGCAGAACUACAUUCACCUUUUUCCCCUCUCUAUAAAAUAACAAGAAGGAAACUCCAUGAGCUGUAACUUCCAAAGUUUCCUGCUGCAUGUUUGGAUUAUUUCCAUGUUGGAACUGAGACUUCAAUUCCAAUUUCAGAAUCUCGGUUGAGGCAUAAGCCAGCAAGUACACAGUUUUACUUGGAAAUCGCAGGCUAAAGUUAGGGAAAACAUUGCUUUACUUGUAAAGGGAGCAGAUUUGAUUUGUAGCCUUUGAGAGGCAGUAAGCAUGGAACCCCGAGAUGCCAUUUGUACAGAGUGUAAGGGGCACGUUAUUAAAUCUUUAGAAGCAAAAACGUUCAUAAUUACAAGUAUCUUUGCAUUUCUGUAUGCAGCUUUCUAACAUGCAUUGUUCAAAUGGGAAUGGGGUUUUAACUGUUUAUUCCCUUAUUCCCGUUUAUUUCUCUUGCUGAUUGUAAAACAUUGGGGAAAAAAGUGUAGAAAAAGUUGGAACAUUUUCCACCCGCUUUGAGAACUGCAAGCAGAAAGAGUACAGCGUGUGAGAAUUUAGACAGUUAGCAUUACUAUAAAUAGAUCCACAGUACAGUAUGCCUCAGAUUUUAUCAAAAGUAGCAAGCACUACGUACUGAGAAUGGAAUUUUGGUUUGUUUGCCUAAAACCACUCUUUCCAACACGCUAAUCUGCAAAGAAAACGUUAUUUUCAGUAAUGUGGGUGUGCAAUUUUCACCUGCAAGGAACUUCCCCUUUCUUCAAAGGGGCUGAAUAAAUGUUUUUGAGAACGUGCCUCCUGCAGUUGGCUUGUAUUUUUCACUUGGGUGGCCGAGCGCUUCAUUAAGUAGAAAGUGGUUGUAAUGAGUCAUUUUGUGACUUUUAGUGUCCUUGAUGUCAAACUUUGGACUAGGAAAAUGGAGAGCCUAGAUCUGUUGAGGAAUUGUUUGGUGUGCAAAUGGGAACUAAAGAGAAGAGAUCCCAGACUGCUGCCUUGUCUUCACUCCUUUUGUAAGGACUGUCUUCCAGAUUUGAUUCAAGGAUACAAUUACACUCCCACUGAACGUGAAGUUAUGUAUGAAGGUAUCCUCUCAUGUCCUGUGUGCAAACAGACGUGCUUCGCAGGCGAUGUAGUUGAAAAUUUCUUUCUCAAGGACUUUCCCACAGCAAAUCCAGCUAUGGCAAGGAGCUGUUCCACGUGUAAUGAGAAGAGACCUGCUCACAGUCUGUGUACUAACUGCAAUAAGUGGCUGUGCAGCUCAUGUACAGAGGAACACAGACAUGGCAAAGAAACUGGAGACCAUUUCCUGUCUGUCCCCCUGAAGGGCUCUUCAGGAACUGAAGGGGGAGCAAAUGAGUUUUCCUUGUUUUGCCCCAUACACUGUCAAGAGAGCCUUAAACUGUUUUGUGAGACCUGUGAUGUCCUUACUUGCCGCAACUGCCUUCUGACCGAACACAAGGAACACAGGUUCAUGCAUCUUGAAGAGGCUUUGCAGAAUCAGAGGGUUAUCCUAGAAAAUGUAACAGCCAAAGUGGAAGAGAGAAAAACUGGGAUGCAGGUCUCAGCUAAACAGCUUGAAGACAGGUUAUUUGAAGUAAAACAUUUGCACAGAAAAGUGGAAAAUCAGAUCAAAAUGGCCAAGAUGGUUUUGAUGAAUGAAAUCAAUAAACGAACAAAUGACCUUCUAGAGCAACUUGAGAGAAUUACCAGCGAGAGGAAACAGAAGUUGGAGCAACAACUUCAAGGCAUCAUGGUUUUAAACCGGCAGUUUGAACAUGUGCAGAACUUUAUCAACUGGGCAGUGUGCAGUAAAAACAGCAUUCCAUUCCUCUUCAGUAAGGAACUGAUUGUGUUUCAGAUACAGCAUUUGCUGGAGACAAAUUGUAGCACAGAAGUAGGCCCUCCUUGGAAGAUCAGAUUCACUUGGGACCCUUCUUUCUGGAGUAAACAAUUGUCCAAUUUAGGUGGCUUAACAAUGGAAGGUGGACACACUCCUCAUUCAGAUGUCCCAACCUUUGGAAAUGUACAAGGAUUACAGACAUCAAUGUAUCAUGGACAACAUUCGCCAGCACCACAGCUUGAGGCUAUCCAUAACCAGUCACAUCAGUUUCCACCUCCUGUUCAGUCUCCUGCACCAGCGUGUUGCUCCCAUUGCCUCAACAUCCCUCACAUGAAUAAGGGUCAGCGUCUUCAGCACAAGAUGAGCCGCGAUCAUCAGAAUUUUAGACAUCCUCUUGAAAUGCAGCAGCAGCCGCCACUGCAUUUCCCACUGCAAUACAACGUUCAGCAGCAUGAAAAAGAGCAGAGGGCCACACCUCAGCCUUUGAAAAUAAUGCAGCCUUGUCUACAGCAACCAUCCCAUUCAGAGCAGGAUAAUGUGUCUGUGAGGAUGGGAAAACGUUUGCAAGCUCAACAGCCACAGCAGACUCCACAUCCAGUUUACACGGUUCCCCCACAAGAUGUUCAUCAGGUUCACACUGGUCAUGGGCAACAAUUGCACACCCAGCCUGCUUUGCAGACUCCAGCUGUGCAAGUGCAGCUUGGUCAUCUUCAGAAGCUGAAGCUUAACCACAUGCAGCAGCAGCAACCACAGCCACUGCCUCCCCCAGCCAGUCAGAAUGAAAACGCUCAUGAACAAGUCAUACAACAGAGUUUGGACAUAAUGCACCACCAGUUUGAACUGGAAGAAAUGAAAAAGGAUUUGGAGCUUCUCCUUCAGGCUCAAGGGCAACCAAGCUUGCAGCUGAAUCAAGCCAAACAGCCUCAGCCUGUUCAGCAAACCAUUGUUGGACAGAUAAACUACAUAGUGAGGCAACCAGCCCCAGUUCAGCAGCAAAUCCAAGAUGAAGUGCAACAAGUUUGUGAGGAUUCUGCUGAACUAGAAAGUGAAAAGCCAGUGCUUCCUCUUGAUAGAAAUGUUAUUCCAGCUCCGUCACAACCAUUAGCUGAAGAAACCACUGUCAGCAGUCCCUCCUCAGAGAGCACCUUGCAACACCCCUCUUUGAAUCCAGUGAGGAAGCGUUCGGCUUCACUGAACAUUGUGGGCUUUUCAAACCCUUUAGAAAUGGAACAGUCUUCUACAAGGUUAUCUAGGUCAGUUGAUCCACAGAUGCAAGGUGUAUCUACUAUACCGCUCAACCAAUCCCAGAACAUGCUUCAUGCCUCUGAUGUGCAGCCAGAAUCUGUGCCUAGCUACAGCUUGGCAUUAGACAGAGCUACAAAUGACCUGAACCCUUGGACUACUGAUAACCUAGCAACAGGUGAUGUGCUCCUGGGGAACACUAAGUGCAAGCUGGAAAAUGAAGAUUUUAGUACCAUGAAUGACCCUCUUGGAAAUGACUCAGCCACUGCUGGACCGAACACCAUUAAUGAAUUAGCUCUUCCUAUGCAAAAAAUGCUAGAAGAGCCUAUUAAUCUUUCAGUCAAGAAAUCGCAACAGUGUGCCUCUCCUUCUGCACCCAUCAGCAGUGCUGCCUGCCUGCAGUUGACCAGUGUAAAACAACUUAGAAAUGAAGAAGAAUCCAUUAAUUAUGAAAAGGAACAUAUUGAGAUGGAUGUAAAAAGUAAUCAGAACAUCAGAGCUUAUACUAAAGAGCUGAAGAUCCCCUAUGUGCGAUUGGAACGCCUGAAAAUAUGUGCAUCAGAAUCUGGGGAGCUUCCAGUGUUCAAACUGCAGCCCCAGAAGGAUGACCAAGAUGAGACUUUCCUUCUGAUAAUUGAAUGUGGUACCCAGUCUUCAAGUAUGGCUAUAAAAGUCAAUCAAGAUAGUCUGCCUGAAGGACCGAUUCCCACAUAUGAAGAUAGGAAGUUCCCCAUCAGCCGCCCAGCAGGACCGGCACCAUCUGCUUUUGUAGAUAUCCCUCCUGUUGAUCACAAGCUUAGCAAUGGGAAUGGCAUUCCCAGCAUGAAAAAAUCUCUGCUCGCUCAGGAAGCCAAUCCGAUUGAGAAUGAGGAUUUCUGUGCCGUUUGUCUGAAUGGAGGAGAACUGUUGUGUUGUGAUCACUGCCCCAAAGUGUUCCAUCUCUCAUGCCAUGUUCCAGCUCUGCUCAGCUUCCCAGUGGGAGAAUGGGUGUGUACACUCUGCCGUAACCUGUCAAAGCCCGAGGUGGAGUACGACUGCGAAAACACACGCUACCGCCGUUGUAACAAAGGGGAGAGAGCACUGCAUGGCCUUGAUGACCUUGACCAGAAGAAAUGUGAAAAGUUGGUGCUUGCCCUGUUCUGCAGUAGCCUGAGCCUUCCGUUCCAUGAGCCUGUCAGUCCACUGGCUCGUCAUUAUUACCAGAUCAUCAAAAAGCCCAUGGACCUGUCAAUCAUGCGGAAAAAACUCCAAAAGAAGGACAAAUCACACUAUUCUGCACCAGAGGAGCUGGUAGCCGAUGUGCGUCUCAUGUUCUGGAACUGUGCAAAGUUCAAUUAUCCAGAUUCAGAGGUUGCAGAGGCUGGACGAUGCCUGGAAGUGUUCUUUGAGGGCAAGCUGAAGGACAUUUAUUCAGACAAGCAUUUUCCUUUGAUGCAACAAGAAGACUCUGAUUCUGAAGAAGUGGAAAGGGAGAAUAGCCAAAUGGCCCCCAAAGGGUUCCCAUGGCCAUCAUAUGGACAGGAGUGCAUUCAGCCUAAAAGGAGGCGACGCCAUGCUGAAAGUGAAAAAACUAAAAGAACGAUGUUUCAGCCAGCUAACAGCCUGCCUCAGGUGUGACCUGCCAGCGUUCUACUGGAUUUCCUGUGAGGAACCAAACACCUAGCAAAAUAACUGACAGAGUUAAGGUGUGUGGGAGGAAAACAAAGAAAACAUUCGGAUUGUUAACUUAAAACAUUUAUCAUCUGCUGACCACCAGCCUUACUCAAAGACUUGGGGAAUGAUUAAGAGAUUUGGGCAUUUUUAAUCUACCCAGUACUCUGCCUAUCUAAUUGCUUGUAUGUUUGCAGCAUUUACCCUGAAGUACUAAUGUUAUGGUGACAUAUAAUGAUGAUUAAUAAUAAAAGUAGAUGUUAAUAAUCUAUAAUACUUCUGUACAAUCUCAUAAUCUAUUUAAUACAAUCCUUCAUUUUAUAGAGCACAGCUAACCAUGUACUCUUGCAUCUGCAAUGCAAAUGUUGACCAUGAUGUAUGUUAAAUAUGGAGGCUAGUCACCAAAGACCAAAUCCUGCAGUCUUAUUCAGCAAUUUCUCUGGGAACUCUGACUGAGUUAGGCCUGCAGGAUGUAAUUAUCUGGUUAGUUGUUUCUUUUGAAGCAGCACAUUCUCAUGAAAUCAGAAAACAGCAUGUGCUAAUAUGCAGGGCUGUGUGAGAACUAUUUCUGAGUGCACAAUGGAUGCUCAAUUUGCAAAGAGUCACUGCACUUGUAUCUAAGUCAAUGCUUUGUAUUGCAUCGGGGAUCCCUUGAGUAUCAAAGGCAGUAAAACCAAAUCCUGUUGUGUCCUUUGAAAUGUGCAGUGGAGUUUGCCAUAUUAAUGACAAAGCAAUUAUAUGGUUAUAGAAGUGCCUAUAAAAUAAAGUGGUAUCUCGUUGA